Molecule: messenger RNA, 982 nt
Organism: Neolamprologus brichardi
Lineage: Eukaryota; Metazoa; Chordata; Actinopteri; Cichliformes; Cichlidae
Source: RefSeq, a predicted model, not a curated record
UAUAAAAGCUUGACAUCCCCUCCUACAAACCAUAAGAAAAGUAACUGGGUAUUUUUCUUAUGCGCUGUUGCUUUGUGCGUCCAGUUCAGUGACCGUCCAAACUGUGAAUCUCAAGUUAAAGCCAUGGCCAAGGCAAUGACUCUGCUGUGGGCGACCGGCUCUUGUCCCUGCUGGAGGGUGAUGAUCGCUCUGGAGGAGAAGAGCCUGCAGGGCUACAACCAAAAACUGCUGUCCUUCGAUAAAAUGGAGCACAAGUCCCAAGAAGUGUUAGAUAUAAACCCCAGGGGACAGAUUCCCACUUUCAAACAUGGAGACAAUGUCAUCAAUGAAUCUUAUGCAGCCUGUUUUUACCUGGAGAGCCAGUUUAAAACCCAGGGAACCAAACUGAUCCCAGAUGGCCCAGCAGAACAAGCUCUGGUGUACCAGCGUAUGUUUGAGGGUCUCACAUUCUACGAGAAACUCACUGCAGUUAUCUACUAUGAGUGGUAUGUCCCUGAAGGUGAGAGACAUGAGUCGGCUCUGAAGAGGAACAAAGAAGCUCUGGUCACUGAACUCAAACUCUGGGAGAGUUACCUGCAGAAGCUGGGCUCAGGCUCUUACCUGGCAGGACCGUCUUUCACGCUAGCAGACGUGGUCGUUUUUCCAACAGUUGGCGCACUCUUUGGGUUUGGGUUGUCUCCAGAGCGUUAUACUAAACUGGGAGAGUACUACAAUCUGCUGAAGGAGAGACCCAGUGUCAAAGCCAGCUGGCCUCCUCAUUGGUUGGAGAACCCCAAGGGCCAAGAUACACUGAAAGACAUCUGAUAUUCAUCCAUAGAUGAUGCUACAUAAUGACAGAGCAGCUCUUGUUUUUUUGCUUGCAGCUUUUGGUAACUCAUACCUAUUCCGUUUUUUCUGACAGCAGUUUAACUUCACAGCAGAAGUCAUGACUUUGCAUCUUUUUCUGUGAUGUCAAUAAAAAACCUUCCAAGAAACAAAAACA